AUGACCCCUCCACCGAACCCUGCUCCAGCAGGCAGGAGGUUGCUUGGAGGUGUGGGGUGGGUGGACAGCACAGGGGGAAGGUGCCCGAGCAGGGUGCCAGGGUGGGCUGUUCAGCAAGGAGACCCCCCCAAAAGCAGCCCCUGUGUGAGCCCCCCCUGCUGUCCCCUUGCAGAGAGGACAGGGAAGGUGCUGGGGGAGUUCUGCCGCUGCUACCAGGAGCAGUUCGGGGUCGCACUCUUCAACAGCGUCCGCUAUGAGAUCGAGGGCAGUGGGGGGCCACAGCCACAGCUGCUCCACCGCAAGGUCCCACUGGAGGACCACGUCAUCUACUCAGGCAACAUCUUCCAGUACAUCGAGGAGAACAAGAAGUGGAGGAACCGCUUCUGCGUGGUGCCACACAACUAUGGCUUGGUCCUCUACGAGAACAAACUGGCCUACGAGCGGGAGCUGCCCCCCCGCGUGCUGGUCAACAGCGCUGGCUACAAGGUGCUCACCUCCGUCGAGCAGUACCUGGAGCUGGUGAACAGCAGCCUGCCUGGUGUGACCCCCAAGUCGGGGCAGGCUCCCAUCCUGAAGUGCCCCACGGAUUUCCCCCUCAUCCUCUGGCACCCCUAUGCCAGGCACUACUACUGCUGCGUGAUGACAGGCAAGGAGCAGCAGAAGUGGCGAGCGGUGUUCCAGGACUGCGUGCGGCACUGCAACAAUGGGAUCUCCGAGGACUCCAAAGUGGAGGCUCCAGCCUUCACGGACGCCAUCCGCAUGUACCGGCAGUCGAAGGAGCAGUUCGGCACCUGGGACAUGCUGUGUGGCACCCAGACCCAGGUCCUGAGCAACCUGGUGAUGGAGGAGCUGCUGCCCGAGCUGAGGAGCACCAUCGGCCCCCGGCUGAAGGGCAAGGCCCAGGAGCGCCAGAGGACCUGGAUCCAGAUCUCAGAUGCUGUCUACAGGAUGGUCUAUGAGCAGACCAAGGCCCAGUACGAUGCAGUGAUGGCCAAGUGUGAGCAGGAGAGGCCCCAGAUGGAGAGCAUCAUCCGCACAGACAUGGACCAGAUCAUCACUUCCAAGGAGCACCUGGCCAGCAAGAUCCGAGCGUUCGUGCUGCCCAAAGCAGAGGUCUGUGUCCGUAACCACGUCCAGCCCUACAUCUCCUCCAUCCUGGAGGCCCUGAUGACCCCCACGAGCCAGGGCUUUGCUGAGGUCAGGGAGGUGUUCUUCAAGGAGGUCACAGACAUGAACAUGAACAUUGUCAACGAAGGUGGCCUGGAGAAGCUGGUGGAGUACAUGGAGAAGCUGUCCCACCUGGCCUUCCACCCCGUGAAGAUGCAGUCCUGCUAUGAGAAGAUGGAGCAGCUGAAGCUGGAGGGCCUGCAGCAGCGCUUUGACGUCUCCAGCACAUCUGUCUUCAAGCAGAGAGCCCAGAUCCACAUGAGACAGCAAAUGGACGACGCAGUGCACACCUUCGAGACGCUGCUGCACCAGGAGCUGGGCAAGCUGCAGGGCAAAGAGGAUUUGUGCAAAUCCAUCCAACGCAUCCUUGAGAGGGUGCUCAAGAAGUUCGACUACGACAGCAGCACCGUGAGGAAGAAGUUCUUCAGGGAGGCCCUGCUGCAGAUCACCAUCCCCUUCCUGCUGAAGAAGCUGGCUCCAACCUGCAAGGGGGAACUGGCCAAGUUUCAGGAGCUGAUCUUCGAGGACUUUGCCAGCUUCAUCCUGGUGGAGAACACCUAUGAGGAGGUCGUGCUCCAGUCAGUGAUGAAAGACAUCAUGCAAGCUGUGAAGGAGGCGGCGGUGCAGCGCAAGCACAACCUGUACCGGGACAGCAUGGUGCUGCACAACAGCGAUCCCAACCUCCACCUGCUGGCCGAGGGCCUCCCCAUCGACUGGGCCGAGGAGUACAGCGGGCAGCAGGAGCCCGAGCCGGGCACCGACCGGCGCCGCAGGGCCAAGCAGGUGGUGUCUGUCAUCCAGACCGACGAGGGGGUCCUGCCCUACGAGGUGGGCGCCCAGGAGCUGCUGCAGCCCGGCUCCCCGCAGCAGCCGGAGCCCGCGGCGGCCCCCGGCUGCCCGGAUGGGGUGCAGAAGAUCCGGGAGGCGCUGGCAGAGGAGAGCCUCGGGGGCGGAGGUGAAGCGGAGGAGCGGCUGACGAACGGCACCGGCGGCGUGCAGGACAGCGGUGCCAGCAGGGAGGAGGCGCUGGUGGCAGCAGGCUGUGUGCCAGGUGAUGUCCCCCUGCAAGGGGCAGCCAGUCAGGGGGUCAGGGUGCACCGCAGCGCACCGGCGUCACCUGCAGCUCCACCAGCAGCUGAGGUGCAGCAAGCAUCACCAGCAUCACCCCUGCCUGCAGAUGAUGUGCCAGCAGGGGCCAGCAUGCAGCAUGCUGCACCAUCACCCAGGCCCAGAGCUGAUGUCCCAGCAGAGGCCAGCAUGCAGCAGGCCAUCCCAUCACCCAAACCCAGAGCUGAUGUCCCAGCAGAGCCCAAGGUGCCCCAUGCUACACCAGCAUCCCCCGCCCCUGGAGCUGAGCCCCUGUCCCCAGCCCCUGGGCCAGCCUGCCACCAGCCCAGUGACAAGGAGACAGGUGAGGAGGUGGCCUGCCCGAGCAGCCCUGGGCAGCCCAUGGGCACGACAGAGAGCGGUGAGGGGGUGCAGACCGAGUUCUAG
Messenger RNA from Indicator indicator, 2661 nucleotides. It is a transcript of the gene NIBAN2, whose product is annotated as niban apoptosis regulator 2. The transcript is spliced from 13 exons. Bases 1 to 2661 code for a protein of 886 amino acids. Lineage: Eukaryota; Metazoa; Chordata; Aves; Piciformes; Indicatoridae. The record is from RefSeq and is a predicted model, not a curated record.